AUGGUUGGACCAGGAAUGAAGAAUAUUGGGAAAAAUCCCAUAAUCCAAACUGAAAACAUGCAACGCUUCUCCAGAGGGAAACGAGUCCAGGCCAUCUUUACGCCAAGUAUCCGAGAGUUUAAUUUGCGAGAUGAAGAACUAGAUGAUGAUGUACAUGCAUCAUCAACUGUAAUUGUUCCACGAGUUGGGACUAAGCGUCCACUGGCAUUACCAGAAAAUUCCAUGGCAAAAGAUGCUCAAAACACAAGAGACUUGACUCCUACUAGGAAUGAGGAGCAAAUUGUUCAAGCUCCUACUAAGGCUACCCGCAUAACUAAAGGAAUGGAUGCUAGGGAUUGGGCAGUUCUUUGUGAAAUUUUUGAUGUUGAUGAUUUCAAGAAACGUCUGGAAAAUAGAAAAGUCACUUAUAUUGAAGCUUAUAAGGUGGGCCAUUAUUCUAACAUAAAGGGCGCGAUGGUUAAUGAGAAAGCGAGUGAAACCCUGGCUAAAUUAGAAAGUCUGAAAAACACUACGGACAUGGAUGAUAUCGAUGUUUGCCUGGAAGUCAUUAAGGGUUUACUUGGUCAUGCACGUGGACGAUCCACACCAAAGAAACAAGUUUUAGCAAUUGAAAGAAGCCGUGAUGAGAUCGAAAAGGCCGAUAAAAGAGCCGAGGAAGCAAAAAAAGAAAGACAACUUUUGGCUGAACAAGUUGCUAUUAAUGUAGAGGAGUAUAAGAAAUUGAAAGAGCGUCAAAAGCAGUCCGAUGAUAAGUUAGAAGAAAUGAAUCGCAAACUUCAACUUCUUCUUCAAGGCCAAUCUCCAAAUAAUGUUUUUCCUGAAGCCGAUCAAGUUUAUUUAACAAGUAUUAAGUCAAUGGAUAAGAGUUGGAUACAAAUCCAUAAUAGAACAGACAAACGUUAUGGAAAAGGUGUGACUGAAUUUUUGGAGUUUGCAUAUAAGAACUUGGAUGAGUCAGAUGAGAUUCCUUGCCCUCGCAAAAUAUGCAACAAUUAUUUUGAUGGUACAAGAGAGGAGGUGGAAAAGCAUUUAUAUGUUAAUGGUAUUAGAACCAGUUAUGUAAGGUGGAUGUUUCAUGGUGAAGAUGCAACAAAUAACACAAAUCCAGAGAAUGUAGUGAAUGGAGAACUUGAAGAUGGGGAUGAUGACUUAGAAGAAAUGAUACGUGGUAUUGGACAAGGACAUGAUAUUCAGAGAGAAUUGCAACUCCUUGCACUUGAAUUUCCUAUUCUCGGAAAGGGGAAAAAGGUUAUUGAAGAGGCACAACCAAAGCAGCAACGAAAGCGUAAGCGGUUAAGCAUGUUCAGAACAGCAGUGAACUGCAACUUCCAACUAGCAAAGAUUUCACGUGAAGAGAGUUUAAUAGCAAAUGAGUGGCUGAGAGAGGAGAUAUUUGCUGAAAAGGAGAACAAGGAGGGGGCACUGGAAGUGAGGCUGGAAGCCGACGAUGAGGAAGAAGAGACGAUGGAAGGGCAGGAAGAAACAGAUGAAGUAGCGGUUGACAUGGCUAUUGGAAGAGAGAGAAGAGAAGAAUAUUAG
This is a messenger RNA of Oldenlandia corymbosa var. corymbosa, 1539 nucleotides long. Lineage: Eukaryota; Viridiplantae; Streptophyta; Magnoliopsida; Gentianales; Rubiaceae. The record is from the annotation of a GenBank genome assembly.